Messenger RNA from Perca flavescens (yellow perch), 4860 nucleotides. Its product is annotated as adhesion G-protein coupled receptor D2. The transcript has 25 exons. Gene Ontology annotation, biological process: cell surface receptor signaling pathway; adenylate cyclase-activating G protein-coupled receptor signaling pathway. Lineage: Eukaryota; Metazoa; Chordata; Actinopteri; Perciformes; Percidae. The record is from RefSeq and is a predicted model, not a curated record. Gene Ontology annotation, molecular function: G protein-coupled receptor activity. Gene Ontology annotation, cellular component: plasma membrane. The coding region runs from base 255 to 3569 and encodes 1104 amino acids.
CCCACUCCUCCUCGCUGCAGCUUCUUCUGCAUCCUCCCUUCAUUCUUUCGACUCCGCUACCGCCAGGGUUCCUUAGGUACUUUACGGACGGACUGAUAGAUCACAGUGGCGAAGAAAAAACACUUUGAUCAACUUUACACUUAGUGGAAUUAAACACAAAAAACGUUGCUUUUGUGGUUGAAUGCUGCGAUCACAGACACGACGCGAUUGGAAUGAGAAAACGCGCAAAAAAGUUUCAAGACGACUAAUUGAGGAUGCACUUGUUAUUGUUUCCAAAAAUAGGCCUGCUGGUUUGUUUCCACAGCUAUAUAUCAGCCUUUACACUGGAAACUAGAAAACUGACAUAUGAUGAGUCCUACUAUGAGUAUGUGCCUGAUCGCCUGCGGUGGAACGAUGCAGGGAAACUGUGUAACCAGCGCUCUGGAGCCUUAGCCACUGUCUCCAACCCAGUGGAGAAGCAAGAGCUAACCAGCUUUUUAACAUCUUUAAACAUCACUCAGCCUGUGUGGAUUGCCAGGAAUGUCACGACAAGUUCCUCUGAGACCCUGAUUCUGGAGUUCACCGGGCGCUCAGACAGAAAGCAUGCCCGUCUCCUGCACAAGUUCCCCUCCAUGGACUCCGUGACGGUUUGCACCCGGCUCCGCUUCGAUCCAAAUUGCUUCGGAAUUUCCACCAUCUUUUCUUACUCCAUCCAGUCAUAUAUUAAUGAGUUCCAGCUCCGCGUGAAUCUGAUCCAGGGAAAACGUGUGCAGCUGGCUGUGCUGGUCCAUGGCAUUCAUGGACGUUACCAAGAAGCCUUCGACCACGACGACUCCUGGCGUUCGGUGUGCAUUUCUUGGAACCAGAAUGGUGGACGCUGGGCACUAUUUACUGACGGCCUUGUGGUCUCUAGGGGUGAUGGCCUAGGUUCUAAGAGCAUUGGCCCUGAUGGCGUUUUCAUCAUUGGACAAGAGCAGGACACUUUUGGGGGUUCUUUUAAGAAGGAUGAGUCAUUCUCAGGGAGCAUCACAGAGCUGCACAUAUGGGACCGGGUACUGAACAGCAGCGAAAUCUACACCAUGGAAAAGGAGUGUUCACCAGUUUCCUCAGGGCUGGUGUUCAAGUGGAGUGGAGCAGCCAUGGAAAUGGAGUCCUCCCUUACGAAGCUAUGGAGAGACAUCCCAUGUCAAGGAAAAUUCACUGCGUUAAAUUUGUUCUUGGAUUCCCUCGUGGAUGGAAAUUCUUUGCAGAAUCAAACAUUCUCCUUUGAGUUGUUCAAUGGCCCUGAGUCUGAUGAGGAUUGUGACAUCUUUGACCCUGUUAUUGGGAGCAGGAGUCUAACCAAGUGUGUCUCAUUCAGUGGGGCUGUUUGCCAGUUUAAGAAAGAAGCGCUGGAUGAUGUCCAUUUACCAAAGACACCAUUCUUCAGUAGAUUGAGCAAGAAUCAUCUGACCAAACCUAUGAUGGUGGAGCUAAGCGUUAAUGCCUCCGGGGACAGAUAUCUGGCCUUGCUGCAGCAGCUGACCCAGGCUGUUCUGCAUAUGGUGGAGGUUGGUGGCCCUGACCUCCUCACCUCCAGUGACGUUCUCUACCUCACCCAAAUGAUUGAGACGAACCUGACUGCACUGGCUAGUUCACUCUCUGCUGGAACUGGCGCAGCAGAAGUCAUGGUGUCCAUUGCUACCAACUACGUAAAGGCGGCAAGUUUGAUGCUGGAGCCCGACAUGGCUACACAGUGGAUGGGCCUGACAGAGGAUGGGGUCAGCGUGGGACCAUUUACUAUUGUCCAGAGCAUUGACUGUCUUGCUGAAACUCUUGCAGACAUGCUAUCUGCUGAGAGAAAAGGCUUUACUCUUUCUACCAAGAACAUAGAUGUGUACAUGAAGUGGCAAAAGCUGUCUCAAGUGAGCUGUAGUCAAGUCUUCAAGCCAUCUGCAGUCAGCUCUCACAGCCCGAGCAGCAGUGGUCAGGAUGAGUUGCUUAUACCUGACACUGAGCUACAGAGAAUACACACACUGGGAUACGAGGAAGUGAUGUUUAUUCAUACCCACUACAGCCAUCUGAGUGAGAUAGUGUCUGGAGCACAGGAGCCUCCACUCAGUCACCAAGAGAAAGUGAAAAGAAUUCUCCCAGGUCACCUGGCUUCUGUUGUCAUAUCAGCCACCGUCCGUGAUGCCUCCAAGGCCCAAACCCUCCCUGUGGCUGUUUGUCAAGUGGAGUAUUCUCAGCAAGUUACUGCUGUUUGUGCCUUUUGGAAUUUCAGCUUGAUGCAUAAUCAUACCAGCAGCUGGUCCAGUGAUGGUUGCAGGGUGACCUUGACCGGCUCUGGUGUCACUUCCUGUCUAUGUAACCACACCACCAACUUUGCAGUGCUGAUGAAUUACCUGGAGUUGAAGUGGAGUCCUGAGGAGGAGCUUAUUUUGACCAAGCUGACGUUCAUCGGCUCUGGUGCGUCUCUGUGUGCGCUGGUGGUUACCUUGAUGCUGUUCACUGUGCUAGACAUCCCCAAAUCUGACAGGACGUCCAUCCAUAAGAACUUGUUCAUUGCUCUGAUCUGCGCCCAGGUGAUUCUGCUCUGCAGCGGCUCAGCCAUUCACAACAAGGUGGCGUGUACACUUGUGGCGGCACUGCUCCAUCUCUUCUUCAUGGCAGCAUUUAGCUGGAUGCUGGUGGAGGGUCUGCUGCUCUGGAGCAAGGUGGUUGCAGUCAACCUAAGCGAGGAGCGUCACAUGAAGUAUUACUAUCUCAUCGGCUGGGGUCUGCCGGUAUUGAUCGUCACCAUCACGCUGGCAUCAGCCUCAGGCAAAUACUCGGCCGACGGCUACUGUUGGCUCAGCGUCCAGAAUGGUGUUAUCUGGGGCUUUGCUGGGCCCGUCAUCUUCAUCAUCAUGGUGAAUAUCUUUGUACUGACCAGGGUGGUAGUCAUCACCAUCUCCACAGCCAAGAGAAGGUCCAUCAUGUUGGCCAUGGGAACCAGUCCUGUGGAACAAACCUAUGAGCAAAUCAGGGCGGCAGUGAAAGCAGUGUUGGUGUUGCUGCCCAUCCUCGGAUUGACAUGGCUAUGUGGUGUCUUGGUGCCUUUCUCCAUUGUCAUGGCCUACAUCUUCAUCCUUCUCAACUCCCUCCAGGGCCUGUUCAUCUUCCUGAUAUAUGGGGUGUACAACACAGAGGUUCGGAGUACAGUCAACAGGAUCAAGGAGAGGAGAAAAGCCCUUAAUUUUUCAAACUGCGCCAGUUCCCGACCAUCCAGCUCAGUUACCAGCUCUCGUCCUGUCAGUUUCCCAUUAGGAACUAACCAAAGCCAAGAGGAGGAGGUCACCUACACUUGCAACCCUCCCGGCCUGGGGAAGGAGGAAGAGAGGACCAUAGGUCAGCUGUCCAUUCCUUGUGUUCCAGAGAGACUUGAAAAUCCCUUGAGCCAAACCUCCAAAGACACUGGUCUGCAUAGAAAGGAGCCUUCUCCCUCAGAGGUGGAUGCCUUGCCGGCUGGUUGUAGUCUCCAUGUUCCCAUGGAGCUGGAGUUUACAGCUUCCUGUUUCCCUCGCAGCCCUGUACCUCAGAAAAGCUAUGACCUCAUCUACGUUGACUGACCUGGCUGGUGAUAGUGAUUGUAGUUUUGUAAUCAUUUUUUAAUCAGAGUUGGUGAAAUGUUUUCUCCGUGCUUUUUUUCUUUACUCUUUUCAUUUUCACUCACUUGUGAUCACUGUAGAGAUGCACGAGUGUUGCAUACCGGUUGUAAGUAUUUUUUAGUGAUCUAAGACUCAUUCUGCCUUUAACAUUGCCUUUAUUUUAAGAUGUGGCCACAUAGUUUUCACUAAAAGUUUAUUAUUUUUCUGCAUUUAUAUGUUUGUAUGUUUUCAUGGUUUAUUCUCUUGCUGUACAUUUGCUUGUGAAAGCAUACCUGUAUAUUGUCCAGUAAAGUGGGCACUGUGUUACAUCAACUAAGUAAUGGGGCAUGUUUGUGAUCCAUUAGUGUGAGAUUUGAGCUGAGACUUUUAUCACAUGCCAUCCACCUUUUCUCCCCCCUGGUUCCAUGUCACUACUGUUAAACUAUCAUAUAGGCCAAAAUGACAUAAAAAAAUAAGAUGGACAUUUGAGUAAUAUUGUACACUAUCUCAUUUGAUUUCUCAUCUGAUCUCAUUCCUACAUGUUGAUUUACUAAAAUGUUAUUCAAAGGGAUGUUGGAAUAGCUGUUAAUUUCUCCCACAAAAACACAUGUAAUGGAACUGGACAGUGUGUGCAGGAAGCAAGAAUCUGGUGUUAUAAGCAUAAUAAUUAUUUAUUGAAAUAUGAGGAAAAAUUCAGUUGGCCUCAGAGAGACAUCCCCAAGACCGGGGUAGCGAUAGGAGCAGUCAGAAUGUCAGCAGGAGGGGCAAAAGUCAUAGACCAAGUAGGAGGGAAAUAGCAUUUUGAUCCAUCCUGUAGCCAUGUGUUGACAGUGUACAUGAGCAUGUGAAUGCACAAAGGUAGUCAUUGUUAAAGCAUUUAUCCUGCACACAAGUCUGUCUAGACAGUUACUCUUAAGCAACGGAUUGGUUUGUUGGAAAGCAAACGGCUGAAUUUCAGACCAUUUCCUUUAACUUCUGACAGCUGAAGUGACAGAAAACGGUUUCUCCAAACUCUUACUUCUGCAGUGACUGCAUUAAUGUGCAUGACUGUAUUUCCUGCAUGUGGUACUGUAUAGAGUUCACCUGUAUGUUAUAUAGGAAGUCCAAGGCAGCUGCAGAAACCGCAACAACACAGAAUUUGUGGAAGUGGGUGAUAAUAGAUUGUCUGAUCAAUAGACACAAUUAAUGAAGGUGUCAGAAAAUUGAGUUCUGGACCAGGAACUGCUUAAAGAUGUGGGAUUUUAAGUGAAUUUUCUGUACAAUAAACAUGCCA